Cordyceps fumosorosea ARSEF 2679 is the source of this 5652-nucleotide messenger RNA. Its product is annotated as urea amidolyase. The transcript has a single exon. The record is from RefSeq and is a predicted model, not a curated record. Bases 1 to 5652 code for a protein of 1883 amino acids. Gene Ontology annotation, molecular function: ATP binding; urea carboxylase activity; methylcrotonoyl-CoA carboxylase activity. Gene Ontology annotation, cellular component: mitochondrion. Lineage: Eukaryota; Fungi; Ascomycota; Sordariomycetes; Hypocreales; Cordycipitaceae.
AUGAUCAAUCAAGUUGUCACGAUAGAGGAUUGGAGAACUGCACAGGCCGGCACCGGAGGCCUUGCACGUUUACAAAGCCUGGCCGAAGAUGAGCGUCGAUUGAACAGCUGCGCAUGGAUUGCCGUCGCCACUGAGGACCAGAUUUUUACGCAGUGGAAUGAGCUUCAAGCUCUGAAUCGUACCGACUUGCCUCUCUGGGGCGUUCCCUUUGCCGUCAAGGACAACAUUGACGUCGCCGGCUUCCCCACGACAGCGGCUUGUCCGGCCUUCAGCAGGUCCCCUGCGGAGCGCGAUGCCCAGGUGGUGGCCCAUCUCAAAGCCGCCGGUGCCAUCGUGAUUGGCAAGACAAAUCUUGACCAGUUCGCAACCGGUCUUGUCGGCACGCGAUCACCAUAUGGUGCCGUGCCAAACACGUUCGACCCGUCCCGAGUCAGCGGAGGAUCAAGCUCAGGUAGCGGCACCGUUGUUGGACGGGGAGUCGUGCCGUUUGCCCUCGGCACCGACACGGCUGGGUCGGGGAGGGUUCCAGCCGGCUUCAACAACGUUCUCGGCUUGAAGCCAACGCCCGGCGCCCUCAGCACGACUGGUGUCGUCCCGGCUUGUCGCACGCUAGACUGCGUGUCCAUCUUUGCGCUGACGGUUGCCGAUGCAUCUCUCGUGCUGAGUGUCGCCGAAGGUCUGGACCUCGACGAUGCAUACUCGAAGAAGAGACCUGAAAAGGCAGCCACGGUCCCGCGACAACGCCCGACGGUGGCGAUCUGCUCCAACCCGCCGUGGUUCGGCGACGACAAGCAGCAAGACGCAUACUCAACGGCCCUGGACGGCAUGAGAGCACAGGACUGGCAACUCACACCGACGGACUUUGGCUUGCUCUUUGCCCUUGCGCGAUUGCUUUACGAAGGGCCGUGGGUGGCUGAGCGAUACCAGGCAAUCCGCGACUUUAUCGAGUCGGCCGAGCCGGAGAUGAUGGACCCUACCGUUCGGAGCAUUAUUUUGAAGGCUCGCAACUUCAGUGCCGCGGAUACUUUCGCUGCGGAAUAUAAGCGCCAGGAGCUGGUUCGGGCAAUAGAGACUGCUUUUGAAAGCUACGACUUCCUCCUCGUCCCGACGACGCCAACGUUCCCAACCCACGCAGACAUUGCUCGGGAUCCGGUCGGCGCCAACUCCAACCUUGGCACGUACACCAACUUUGUCAACUUUCUGGGCUGGAGUGCGCUCUCUAUUCCUGCCGGGUUCAGGACGGACGGCCUGCCUUUUGGUCUCACGCUCAUUGCCAAACCUUGGCAAGAGUUUGCCCUCCUGCAAUGGGCCACGCAGUUCCUGAGCCGCGCCCCGAGGCUGCUGGGUGCGACGAAAGUCGAGUUUCAGGAGCCUCGGCAGCUUGCAACGGGCUCACAGGCCGAUGGGACUGCGCAACCGCCCAAUCUCGUGUCUAUUGCAGUCGUCGGGGCUCACCUAUCUGGACUACCGUUGAACAAGGACCUGACAACCCGGCAAGGCAUUCUGAAGGUGACGACCAGGACUUCUGCCAAUUAUCGCUUCUUUGCACUGCCACCUCAGAACGGCAUAAGGAAGCCUGGCCUCAAACGCGUCUCUCUAGAGGAGCAAGGGGAGAAGAUCGAAGCGGAGGUGUGGGCACUGCCCUCGGAGAAUCUGGCAAGCUUUAUAGCGACGAUUCCUCAUCCGCUCGGGAUCGGAUCGGUUGAGUUGGAAGACGGCUCCUGGUCUCUUGGAUUUAUCUGCGAGCCGGUAGGACUCGCCGACGCACAGGAUAUUACAUCCUACGGGGGUUGGAGAUGUUUCUUGGCGGAUCAGUCCGGGUUGACCACCAAGAACGAUGUCGUGGAGCUUGACCAACAUACCCACAGCCUUUACACAACAGAUGAGACUUAUACCACGAGUGGCUCCGGAACCCCGGAUGACUGUCAGAGCACGGAUGGCUCUGAUACCACGAUUAGCUCAAGAGUGCACAAGCCCAUUGGCAAAGUGUUGAUUGCCAACCGUGGUGAAAUCGCCCUACGAAUCAUCAAGACCCUCCGACGAAUGAAAAUCGCCACCGUCUCCGUCUAUUCCGAUGCAGACAUCAAGGCCCCUCAUGUGAAAGAAGCCGACGAGGCCCUUGCGCUCGGAGGAGGCGCUGUCAGCAAUACCUACUUGAACGGCUCAAAGAUUGUCGAGUGCGCAUUGUCAGUCGGAGCCGAUGCCGUCAUCCCCGGCUAUGGAUUCCUAUCUGAAAACGCUGAAUUUGCUCAUGCCGUGGAGCACGCCGGCCUGGUAUGGAUCGGCCCGACCCCGGAGCAGAUGCGCACGCUCGGGUUGAAGCACGAAGCCCGUGACGUUGCGCUGCGUGCUGGAGUACCCGUCGUCCCCGGAAGCGGCAGGAUCCUGUCUUCCGUCGAGGACGCCGUCGCUUCGGCGGAAGAGCUGGGCUAUCCCAUCAUGCUCAAAAGCACGGCCGGCGGCGGCGGCAUCGGCAUCAAGCGAUGCGACAACGUGGACAUGAUCAAGGAAGGGUUUGAAUCCGUCAGGCAACUGUCCGAGAAGAACUUUGGAAACAGCGGCAUCUUUCUCGAGCGCUUUGUAUGCCGCGCCCGACAUAUCGAAGUGCAGGUCAUUGGGGAUGGCGCCGGCAACGUCGUGACGAUCGGCGAGCGCGACUGCUCGCUGCAGAGACGUCACCAGAAGCUUCUCGAGGAGUCGCCAGCGUUCAACUUGCCCGAUGAUGUGCGCGCGAGGUUAUUAGCAGCUGCCCAUGAUUUGGCAGCGGCUGUCAAGUACCGCAAUGUUGGCACGGUCGAGUUCAUCUAUGACAGCGACACGCACGACUUUUACUUUCUCGAGGUCAACACGCGCUUGCAAGUCGAGCAUCCCGUCACCGAGUCCGUCUCUGGCCUUGACCUUGUCGAAUGCAUGAUACAGGUGGCCAGCGGGGAAGGCUUGACCGAUCUCUUCUCCAAGAGCCAGCAUCUUUUCUCCAAGAGCCAAAGUUUUGCGCACCCAAUCUCUGGCGCCUCUGUUGAAGCUCGCAUCUACGCUGAAAGUCCGUUGCAGCAUUUCCGUCCCUCCACGGGUACCAUUCUGGAUCUGCAAUUCCCCUCCAACGCGAGGGUCGAUACUUGGGUAUCAAAGGGAACGGAAAUUACUUCUCUCUAUGACCCCAUGAUUGCCAAGGUCAUCGUCAAUGGUCGGGAUAGAGCGGAGGCAGUGCAGAAGCUGGCCAAUGCCCUGACGGAGACCCGAAUCGUCGGUGUUGAAACAAACAUAGAUUAUCUUCAUCAUCUCCUGACAAGGGAGUGGUUUAUUUCAGGCCAAUACGCCACCAACACACUCGAAACGGUUGACUAUACUUGUUCCGCGGUGGAAGUUGUCGAAGCCGGCCCGAGCUCUACCAUUCAGGACUAUCCCGGGCGUCUGGGUCUCUGGCAUGCCGGUAUACCCCCCUCGGGACCAAUCGACGAUUAUUCCGCAAGGCUGGCAAAUUAUGCCGUUGGAAACACUGAAGAAGCACCAGUACUCGAGGCUACAUUUGAUGGACCAACGAUGCUCUUCCACGCAGACACGGUCGUGGCGGUCACCGGCGCAACAGGCCAGAUCCAAAUCAAUGACAAGAUGGCAGCCAUGAAUGAACCACUCCGUGUGAGCAAGAAUGAUGUUCUGAAAGUUGGUAGAGCAGUCACCGGCUAUCGAUUCUACAUUGCUGUGCUCGGUGGCUUCCAUGUACCAUCGGUUCUUGGCAGUCGCUCUACCUUUGAGCUGGGCAAGUUCGGUGGCCAUAAUGGACGCAAACUGCAAAAAGGCGACAUCAUCAGACUUGGGCAAUUCAUCGAUAGCCAGGCCACAGCAAAAAGUAUCUCCCCGGCUCUGAUCCCGAGCGGAACUUCGCCCCUCUGGAACAUUGGCGUCGUGCCAGGCCCCCACGGUUCGCCUGAUUACUUCACUCCAGACGGGGUUUCGACACUGUUCAACGACACCUGGUCUGUCCAUCACAACAUAAACAGGCUGGGCAUUCGACUCUCCGGUCCCUUGCCAAAGUGGGCACGCGAGAAUGGCGGUGAGGCCGGGCUGCAUCCGUCCAACAUCCAUGAUGCGCCGUACUCCAUCGGCAGCGUGAGCUUCACUGGCGACGAGGCGAUAAUACUUGCCUGUGACGGCCCGAGUCUCGGCGGAUUCGUCGUGUUUUGCGUCGUGGCCAGCUCUGAACUGUGGAAGCUGGGCCAGCUAAAGCCGGGCGACCGGGUCAAGUUUGAACCCAUGAGUGCUGCACAAGCUGCCAGUUUGGCGACACAAACAGAGCAGAAACUCGUGGAAUCGACAAACGGGAUCGAAAUCCGCAAGACGAAUGGCGAAAAUGCUAUCAACAGCAUGAGCAGCGCACAUGGUACGGACGUCGUCACGAAUGGCAUAGACCUGACUGCUUCACCAGUUUUCGGGUCAUUUCGUCGUGGAGAGACAACCGUGUCCGUCCGGCAAGCUGGCGACCACUGCAUGCUGCUCGAGUUUGGCGAGGUGGACGGCUUCGACCUCGCUCAAAGCUUCACCAUAUGGGGCUUCGUUGAGCAGCACAACAAGGUGCCCAUCCUUGGAGUAGAGCAGCUUUCCCCUGGAGUCCGAACCCUGCACGUCGACUAUGAGAAGGGCGUCUCACCGAAAACUAUCUUCGACCGACUCGAGUCGCAUCUUUUCGAGGUACCUCGUCAGCUGCUGUCGCGCAAGUUCCGCCUCCCUCUCGCGGUCGACGACUUGCUGUGCCAAGAGGCCGUGCAGCGCUACGCGGCCACGAUCAGAUCCGACGCUCCGUUGUUGCCGAGCAACAUCAAGUUCCUGGAGCAGCUCAACGAGCUGGAGGAAGGAUCUGUCGAGAGACUGAUGUAUGAAGCUGAGUUCCUGGUGCUCGGCCUGGGCGACGUCUUCCUCGGCAGCCCGUGCGCGGUGCCGAUGGACCCGAGGCAUCGCCUCUACGGGACCAAGUACAACCCGUCCCGGAGCACGACACCGCGCGGGGCGGUGGGAAUCGGCGGCCAGUACAUGUGCAUCUACGGCGGCACGAGCCCUGGCGGCUAUCAGCUGGUCGGACGCACCAUCGACGUGUGGGACAACACGGCACUGCAGCACACCGCUGAGAAGCUCCCAAGACCCAACGAGUCGCUGGACGAGCUGUGCAAGUUUCGUAUGUUUGACCGGAUCUCCUUUUAUCCGGUGCCCGAGUCUCAGCUCGACCAGCUGGACGCGGAGACGAUGGUGUUCAUGGAAGAAGACGUGCUAUCUCUGGACGAGUACCAGGCCUGGCUGCUGGAGAACGAAAGCUCGAUCGACAAGACGAGCGCGAGCCGCAAGGCAGCGUUCCAGAACACGCGCUUUCUGGAGCAGCUGUUGCAGCCACCCCCCAAGGCGGGGGCGACGCCUGCGGACGACUCGGCGAGCCGAACGGCGGUGGUGGAUGGCGUUCUGGUUGUUGCGGAGAUGCAUGGUCGCUGCUUCAGGGUAGGUGUCAAGGAGGGAGACGAGGUGAAGGCGGGCGAUGCGGUGAUAUGGAUAGAGAGCAACAAGAUGGAGAUUGCAAUUGCAAGCCCGGCCACAGGAACGGUGGCCUUGGUUGAAAAGACCGAGGGUAACAUGGUGGAGCCUGGCGAUGUGCUGGUGGUGAUAUCUUGA